CGAGAGAGAGAGUGAAUUGGGAGCAGGGCUCCGCCUGCUUCUGCUUGUUGUAUGUGGACGGGGGUUCUGGUGUUUGGCUGCUGAUCUCGGGUGCUGCCGCUUUGUCUUAUUUUGCUUGUGUUGCUGGACUGGCCUCUUGGCAUAUUUCUCCCCUACCCACACACAAACACAAAAAAACUCCCCUGCUCCUAUUUAACCUCCUCCCCAGGCCAUGAUCGGCAGGGGGCAAUCGGACAUCCAAAUUCUCCAGCUGGCCCGUCCCUGAGGUUCCCCUGGCUUCGAGCUAUCUCUCUGGCUCGGUGGAUCCCAGUGCUGUCGGUCGUGUGAAGGUUUCGCCUCUUGCCGAGAUGUCCCUGCCCUGUUGUGUAUCGCAGCUGGCCUGCUGUUGUGGCUCCAACGAUUGCUCUCUCUGCUGCAGCUGCUGCCCAAAUAUUAAAACCUCCACGAGUACCCGGGUCAUGUAUACUCUCUACCACAUUCUGGGAACCAUUGUCUGCUUCCUCAUGUUGUCGCCUACUGUGGGUGAAGCGUUGAAGACGCAUGUUACCUUUUAUGGAGAGUUUUGUAAAACUAUUCAGGCGGGGGCUGAUUGUGAAAGGCUUGUUGGCUACUCUGCAGUUUAUAAGGUUUGCUUCGGAAUGGCCAUAUUCUUCUUCAUUUUCUUCAUCCUGAUGAUCAAUGUGAAAACCAGUAAAGAUUGUCGAGCUUACCUCCACAAUGGAUUCUGGUUUGUGAAGCUUGUGGUAUUGGCUGGAAUGUGCGCAGGAGCUUUCUUUAUACCUGACCAGGACACCUUUCACAAAGCAUGGUUGUACAUUGGCGCAGCUGGGGCCUUUCUCUUCAUCCUGAUUCAGCUCAUGCUGCUGGUGGAGUUUGCACACAAAUGGAACAAAACUUGGUGGGCUGGAACAGCAAACAAUAAAUGCUGGUAUGCUGCCUUGGCCCUGGUUACACUCAUUCUUUACUCGGUCGCUGUUUGCGCUGUUGUUCUAAUGGUGAUCUUUUACACCGACCCUGAUGGAUGUACGCUAAACAAGAUUUUACUGGGUGUCAAUACUGGCCUCUGCUUCGUUGUCUCCAUGGUGGCGAUUACACCCUGUGUUCAAAAAUAUCAACCUAACUCAGGCCUCCUACAGUCGGGAGUAAUCAGCUGUUAUGUGAUGUACCUCACUUUUUCUGCACUGGCCAAUGCACCUCCAGAAUACGUUAUGAAGGAGAAAGUGAAUACCACAAUAUGCAUUCCUCAGUUAUUGGGCAAUGGUCUUCAAACAGAUGACAAGCUUGUUUCUGUGCUGGGAGCUAUUAUCAUGUAUGGCUGCGUGCUUUAUGCCUGUCUAACCUCUACGACACGUUCAAGCUCAGCAACACUGGGAGUGAGCAAAAUCCCACCCUCGGAACCAACUGAAGCUCGCUGCUGCUUCUGCUUUACACCAGAUGAAGAAGGUAACUAUAAAAUAGAUGGACCUGAAAAAGGAAUCCAGAAGGUGAUCCACAAUGAAAACAAUGGCGUCUUGUACAGUUACUCCUUCUUCCACUUUGUCUUUUUUCUUGGUUCCCUGUACGUGAUGAUGAUGUUAACAAACUGGUUUCAGUAUGACGAGGUUAACUUAGAAAAUUUGUUUGUACCUCGGAACGUAUCCACUCUCUGGAUUAAGAUGGCUUCCUGUUGGCUAUGUAUCUUGCUGUUUUUAUGGACUCUUAUUGCUCCCAUGUGUUGUCCAAACCGUGAAUUUUCAGUGUAAUUGUUUAUUUAACCUCCCCAGAGCUCCAGUUUCCCACAUUCCUCAUCCAUCUUAACUUAUCAUGUUAAGUACCUGCCCUGUUGUCUAUUGCAACAGUUUGAUCCAUCUUAUUGUAUUGUACUCUCACUAUGGGCUUCUUUUAUAUAUGGUUAUAGAUGCCGUCAACAAUCUUUUAUAUGUUUAAUGACAUUUCUACAAGUUUCUAUAGAGAUAAUAUUUCAGGGUAGGGUUAGAUACCCUCAUCAGUAAUUCUUGUGUGUGAUUGGGAAACACAAUACGAUUGAUUGGUCCAGCAGUUUAAGUGGCAGGAUCAGGGAGAUUUGAGGGAAGGGAGGUAGGGGUGGGUGGGUUAGGAACAUUACUUGGAAGGGAAGGGGAAGUCUAGAAAUUCACAGGAAUGAUGUUGAAUUGUUGGUUUACAUUGAGGCUGCAUUAGGAAAAUCAGCAAUUUGAAUUUAACAAUAUCAUUCAUACAUACAGCAUAGUACCAGAUUAUAUAUAGAUAGAAAUAUUAUGUACUUUGACAUGCUAAGUAAACUAAAGGUUAUCAAGAAGUAAUUGGGCCUUAGUAGAUCUGGUGACUUACAGUCUAGCAAGUUACCAGUGGAUCCUAAUUUGUGCCUGACCCAGUCUACACUGGUAUCGUAAUCUAUAUAUAAAUCUGGGUAAGAAUGGCUUGUUUUGUCUGCCUUGUCUAAUGCAUGUAGAGAGAUGAGUUUCUGCUCCUGGACAACUUCUAGACUGAAAAGAAAAACUGAAAGCUUCAUUGGUUAGUAAUAAACAAAAAUGUAAAAUAUCAAAUCUUUCUAUUAAAAUAAAGUAGUUGUAAUGCAGUCAGAAGUAAGGUUUAGGGAUUUAUGCAAAUGGAGGUGUGUGGUUACUUGGAAUAUAUAUGGGGAAAGUGAGAUUGUUAUUCAAAUAAUCAAUUUAAAUUUUAUGUAAGCGUCUCCCCUAUUUGAAUUUCAUUGUCUACCUCUCCACCCACUCACUCACCCACCUCGCAUGCUAAUUCCUCUGUUAGUUGAUUAACAAGAAAUGCCACCAGUUUAAGGCAAUUGCAUCCGAACCGUGUGGUUACGUUACACUCAUGCAACACUCGGGACCAAAAUAUUGUGGCUCGAUGUAUCACAAACUGCUGAGAGUGAACUGGAAAGAAGAUAUAUGUGGAUAAGCUUAAAGGUGCUUGGGUCAAAUCAAAAGAAUUGCACCUCCUGUGAUAUGUUAAUAUAUGAAGAAAUAGAAAAGAGUUGAUUGAAUGGAGUGUUUUGAUGCGGGUAUUCAUGUGUAUUUAUUUAACUUGUAGGUUUUUUUUAAAAAUAUAGUAUUUGAUACAAAAAUUUCUAGUACUACAUAAUGUGGAUCAAAGUAAAUUAGUAUUACUAAACAAGUUAGUCCAGAAAACUGUUCACAAGGUCAAAUGUGAGGCUGUAAAUUAAGUAAACUUAUUGGAACAACUCAGUUCAUGCUGCCUUUUACCAAAUGCUUAUCAUAGUUUAGCCAACUGUUUCCUUCCAUUUUAGCCAAGUGGCAGUUGCAUUCACAUAAGAAUCUAUUCUAAUUUUUUGUGUGGUUAAACUUGUCGAUCUUUAACAGGCCAAACAAAGAAGAGUCUCUGCUGUCCAGCUUAAACCCCAUAUGGCAUAAGCCAGAUUGGCAUUGACAAUGCUUGUACUUGCUGCCUUUCCAAAUUGUUGCAGUGAAUCCCCCUUUGAAUGAAUAUAGUCGCUGUUAAAUGGCGGAGGAAAGCAUCAAUAACUACUGUUGGUGGUCUUCCUGAAUAAACCCAAAUGGAGAAUUGAUAACUUGAAGAAAAAUAGGUUUUGAAGAGGGGCUGGAAUAGUUCAGUACUUUUUACUUUUUAAAAAUCUUUUGAAGUGAAAGACUCUAAAGCAAAGUGAACAGUUCAGAACAUGAUUGUGCCAUUUGUUGACCUGAGGAAGUGAAGGAAAGCUGAUUUAAUUUUGUGGAAUAGCACAUGAGGUUGGGACUUUCUGAAACUGCUUCAUAUGAGAACUUGUACUAUGCAGAGCUAUAUUUCCUGGAACCCAUUUUAAACAGAAACCUGCACAAUCAAUCUAUCCAAUAGAGGAAGAAUAUACAGUAUCUCACUGGCGCUGACAAGAACUGAAAAUGAGCAUGUAGUUGAUGGCUGGAUCCUGCUCUUUCCCCCCAGUCCUGUUGGAGAGUGGGUAUUAAAAUGUCUUCUGCUGUUCCCAGAAUAAAGCUGAGUGGCUUUACUUACCUCAGAAUCUCAUGCCAGCUUUACAGUAGCAUUUAUGGCUGGUGGCAAAUUGGUUCUCUGCACUCUUUCCUCAAUUCCAGCAAUAGUACACUUGAAAUGAAUAAGUUGAAUGCAGCUGUUGCUAAAAUACACUGACAAUCGAGUAUCACGUCAUUUACCCGCUCAAAUGCCCUGUUAAUGCAGUAAGCUCUAAGUUGGUGAUUUAAGAUUUUCUGCUUCAUGUAUGUUAAGAGUUCAAAACUAUAUGGCAGAUUUGUGAAAGGUGCUGCAACUUUGCUGCUGCAUGUGAAAUGUUUGAGAGUACAUUGACAACAAAGCAGAUAGUAUUUCUGCAUAUUGCAGCCUUCCUGCACUGUUCCAUGCAGAGAUAGCAAAAAUAUCUGACUCAUUCACCUUCUGAGGCACACCAACAGUAUAUUUCAAGAAGAAUUGAUUGCAUUGAGGUUUGGUUUAGAGGUUGUGCCUAUGUGGACAUUUUUGUUUCUGUUAAUUAUGAGGAGGGCGAAUGAGUUUGAUUCAAAAAUGCAAUUUAAAGACUUCCUGCUUUAAUAGCCCCUGGCUGGGCAAGCAGCUUUUAUGUGGUCACAAGUUUAUAAUUGAUUUUUUUUUUGGUACCUGAAAUUGUAUUCUGGAACGACAAACGUGUAUAAAAGCUUUGCUUUAAAACUGGGUGUGUUGAGGUGCAACCUAUGUAAGAUUACUUGGGUAUCACCAUUGGCUUCAAGUCACAAGUUAAAUGUGUGAUUUUGACAUUUUUCUCCCCUCAUUUGGUACGAAUGUUAUUGCUAUUGGAGUGUGAUUUAGAGCAGAUGCAGGAUUUGUUUCCUGUGAGGUUUUAUUUCUAUACCGGUGCUAAUGAUGGGCCUGCCUGUCCAAUUGGAGCUUACAAGUCUCACGUGGUGGGAUAUUUUGCUUCUACCUGUGGCCAUAUCUCCUUGCCUCAGAUUUUCUGCAAGAUGCCUCAUUUUACAAUGGUUCGAUGGCACUGUGUCCAAGAUUUAAAUAACUUCUUACGCAUGGACCACGGACUCUUGCCUGAGGCAACAGUAUCUCCAAGUAUUUGCCUGCAUCAAACAAAGACAAAAAUCCUGAACCUUAAUGUGCAAGUUUUGUUAAGGGCAACUGGUAUUUUUUUUUAAAGCUGUGGAAAAAGUUUGUUAAUGCAUUCAAUGUUGUUUUUAGCAUGAGUAUUUCACAUCAUUGUAAUCUUUUGAUAUGACUAUGUUGUAGCACCUUUUUUGUAAUUUGCGCUAGUCAUUGUUUUAAUAUGGAUUGCUUAUUGUCAGUCAUCCUUAAAAUUGCCUAAGCUAAUUUAAGGUGGAAGUUUUAUUUAUCCAGUUCCUGAUUUGCUGAUACUUAAAAUGUACUGCCCAUCGGGGAUGGGGGGGAAUUGAUUUUCUCAGCCGUGGUUUACAAUCUUAAGUAAAUUUCACUAAAUGCCCUCAUUAAAUUCUUCAAAUUUUUCACACGUUAUCUUGGGUGUACAAUGUACAGUUAAUUUUUUUGUUUAAUUUCCAAUGUAAUAUUGCUUUCCUGACUUUCUACCUUACAAGUGCACAUUGUUUUUAUUAAAAUUCCUAAUAAAUUGGAGUUCAUUUUUUUCUGAACUCUUUGAAUUGUGUUUAAUUAAAAUCUACAAAAUGUUA
This is a messenger RNA of Carcharodon carcharias (great white shark), 5630 nucleotides long. RefSeq names its product serine incorporator 5 (gene serinc5). Gene Ontology annotation, cellular component: membrane. Lineage: Eukaryota; Metazoa; Chordata; Chondrichthyes; Lamniformes; Lamnidae. The transcript is spliced from 12 exons. The coding region runs from base 348 to 1742 and encodes 464 amino acids. The record is from RefSeq and is a predicted model, not a curated record.